UGGGCCGGGGAGGAAGGUGGUAGGCUGUCCGCCACCUCGAUCGCUGCCGCCUCGGCUUGUGCUGCUGCAGCUGCGGGCACCGGGCCGCUCGGCUUGUCCAGCAUGAGACCGUGAGGCAAGCGAGGGGUCUUGGACCGCCGACAUGUUUGGCCGCUCGCGGAGCUGGGUGGGCGGGGGCCACGGCAAGUCCUCCCGCAACAUCCACUCCUUGGACCACCUCAAGUAUCUGUACCACGUUUUAACCAAAAACACCACAGUCACAGAACAGAACCGGAACCUGCUGGUGGAGACCAUCCGUUCCAUCACCGAGAUCCUGAUUUGGGGAGAUCAGAAUGACAGCUCAGUGUUUGACUUCUUCCUGGAGAAGAACAUGUUUGUUUUCUUCUUGAACAUCCUGCGGCAGAAGUCAGGCCGCUAUGUGUGUGUCCAGCUGCUGCAGACCUUGAACAUCCUGUUUGAGAACAUCAGCCACGAGACAUCACUGUAUUAUCUGCUGUCUAAUAACUAUGUAAAUUCGAUCAUUGUCCAUAAAUUUGACUUUUCUGACGAGGAGAUCAUGGCAUAUUACAUCUCGUUCCUGAAAACACUUUCGUUAAAGCUCAAUAACCACACUGUCCAUUUCUUUUACAAUGAGCACACCAAUGAUUUUGCCCUGUACACGGAAGCCAUCAAGUUCUUCAAUCACCCAGAAAGCAUGGUUCGGAUUGCUGUGAGAACCAUCACCUUGAAUGUCUAUAAAGUGUCAUUGGAUAACCAGGCCAUGCUGCACUAUAUCAGAGACAAAACCGCUGUCCCUUAUUUCUCCAAUUUGGUCUGGUUCAUUGGGAGCCACGUGAUCGAGCUGGACAACUGUGUGCAGACCGACGAGGAGCACCGGAACCGGGGGAAGCUGAGUGACCUGGUGGCUGAGCACCUGGAUCACCUGCACUAUCUCAAUGACAUCCUGAUCAUCAACUGUGAGUUCCUCAACGAUGUGCUCACUGACCACCUGCUCAACAGGCUCUUCCUGCCGCUCUAUGUGUACUCACUGGAGAACCCAGACAAGGGAGGAGAACGACCGAAAAUCAGCCUGCCGGUGUCCCUCUAUCUUCUAUCCCAGGUCUUUCUCAUCAUCCAUCAUGCUGCACUGGUGAAUUCGCUGGCUGAAGUCAUCCUGAAUGGCGAUCUUUCUGAGACGUAUACAAAGCCUGCACAGGGUGUUCAGAGGAAUUCCGCCAAGCCCAGCAUUCGGUGCUUCAUUAAGCCCACUGAGUCACUCGAACGGUCCCUUGAGAUGAACAAGCACAAGGGCAAGAGGCGGGCGCAAAAGAGACCCAACUACAAAAAUGUUGGGGAGGACGACGACGAGGAGAAAGGGCCUGCAGAGGACGCCCCGGAAGACGCCGAGAAGGCUAAAGGUACAGAGGGUGGUUCGAAAGGCGUGAAGACGAGUGGGGAGCGUGAAGAGAUCGAGAUGGUGAUCAUGGAGCGGAGCGCGCUCUCGGAGCUGCCUGCCGGCACCUCGGUGCGGGAGCAGAACACCACGGACGAGGAGAAGAGCGCGGCCGCCACGUGCUCUGCGAGCGUGCCGUGGGACAGACCCUUCCUGGAUAUGGUGUACCACGCCCUGGACAGCCCUGACGAUGAUUACCAUGCCCUCUUCGUGCUCUGCCUCCUGUAUGCCAUGUCUCACAACAAAGGCAUGGAUCCCGAAAAACUAGCACGCAUCCAGCUGCCUGCGCCAGGUGCCGCUGAGAAGACCACCUACAACCACCUGCUGGCGGAGAGACUCAUCAGGAUCAUGAGCAACGCCGCCCAGCCAGAUGGGCGAAUCCGGCUGGCUACACUGGAGCUGAGCUGCCUGCUCCUGAAGCAGCAAGUGCAGACCAGCGCGGGCUGUGUCGUCAAGGACGUGCACCUGGCCUGCCUGGAGGGUGCGAGAGAAGAGAGCGUCCACCUCGUGCGGCAUUUCUACAAGGGAGAAGAGAUCUUUUUGGACAUGUUUGAAGAUGAGUACAGGAGCAUGACAAUGAAGCCCAUGAAUGUGGAAUACCUCAUGAUGGAUGCCUCCAUCCUCCUGCCCCCAACGGGCACACCACUGACAGGCAUUGACUUCGUGAAGCGGCUGCCGUGUGGCGACGUGGAAAAGACCCGGCGGGCCAUCCGCGUCUUCUUCAUGCUGCGUUCUCUGUCGCUGCACCUGCGGGGGGAACCCGAGACCCAGCUGCCCCUGACGCGGGAGGAGGACCUGAUCAAAACCGAUGACGUCCUGGACCUGAAUAACAGCGACUUGAUUGCUUGCACGGUGAUCACCAAGGACGGCGGCAUGGUCCAGCGGUUCCUGGCUGUGGACAUUUACCAGAUGAGCCUGGUGGAACCUGACGUGUCCCGCCUUGGCUGGGGAGUGGUCAAGUUCGCAGGCCUUCUGCAGGACAUGCAGGUGACGGGUGUGGAGGAUGACAGCCGCGCCCUGAACAUCACCAUCCACAAGCCAGCCUCCAGCCCGCACUCCAAGCCCUUCCCCAUCCUGCAGGCCACCUUCGUCUUCUCUGACCACAUCCGAUGCAUCAUCGCCAAGCAGCGCCUGGCCAAAGGCCGCAUCCAGGCGAGGCGCAUGAAGGUGCAGAGGAUAGCAGCCCUGCUGGACCUCCCAAUCCAGCCAACCACGGAAGUCCUGGGAUUUGGACUCGGCUCUGCUUCCACCCAGCACCUGCCUUUCCGGUUCUAUGACCAGGGCCGCCGGGGCAGCAGCGACCCCACGGUACAGCGCUCUGUGUUUGCAUCGGUGGACAAGGUGCCAGGCUUUGCUGUGGCCCAGUGCAUAAACCAGCACAGCUCACCGUCCCUGUCGCCACCGUCACCGCCAUCUACCAGCACGAGCACCGGCCGCUGCGACUCCGGGGCCUCAUCCUCCACGCCCUCAGCAGCCCAGAGCCCAGCAGAUGCCCCUACCAGUCUUGAACAGCCUCAGCCUCACCUUGCUGACCAGUUGGUGAUCGUGAACGAAACAGAAGCCAACCCCAAACCCAGCAAGAACUUGACCAGGGCCACGGAGGUGGACACCGCACACCUGUCCCCCAGCCUCCUCCCAGCCCAGCAGCCCGCCAUCUCCCUGCUCUAUGAGGACAGUGCUGACACGCUGAGCGUUGAGUCGCUGACCCUUGUCCCUCCAGUUGAUCCCCACAGCCUCCGCACCCUCACUGGCAUCCCCCAGGCUCCCGCACCAGCAGCAGAGUGCCCAGAGACUCGAGAUGACGAGGACGCAUGUGCAGAGCCUCCAGGCCUCCCAGAGCACUGAGCCGACACGGGGCCUCCCCUUAAAUGUGUGGCCCGCUGGCAGGGACCUCAGUACAGUUGACAGCAAGGCCAGCCACCUAUCCUGCACCCCUGGCAUGGAAGGACAACCACUCUCCAUUUGAUCUCUUUGAGAGCAGGCUGGCAGCCCUAGCGACAGCCUGCUGCAUGCAGGUGACAGUGAUGGAGGAAGCCAGGCCCUUGUCUCUGAGCCCGACAGCCUCAGCCCUGGCAUCCUUCUUUUAGAUGGCAUCUGUCUCCACUCCCAGCGUGCAUAGAAGAAGCCGACGAGGUCACUUUGGGUAGAAAUCUGUAGAAAAGCAAACCUAGAUAAACAUCUCUUUGGGGCUAUUUAUUUUCUGGUUUUGGCAGCACAUGAAAAGAUUUAUUUAAAGAGCAUCUAUGGGUGGGGGGAGUUCCAAAACAGUUCUCAACCGUAAGGUUUGAUGUCGUGUUAAAAGCAUAUGAACCUGUCAGAACUUUAUUUCCCUUUCUUUUGAACUUCUUGGUGUUCUGUUUUCAGAGUUCCGGGUGACACUUUCUCUGUUUUCCUAAAUGAUGCUUAUUUCUCGGU
Molecule: messenger RNA, 3847 nt
Organism: Jaculus jaculus (lesser Egyptian jerboa)
Lineage: Eukaryota; Metazoa; Chordata; Mammalia; Rodentia; Dipodidae
Gene: Clec16a
Product: C-type lectin domain containing 16A
Exons: 24
Coding region: 143-3277 (1044 amino acids)
Biological process (GO): regulation of autophagosome maturation; endosome to lysosome transport; endosomal transport
Cellular component (GO): endolysosome membrane; late endosome
Source: RefSeq, a predicted model, not a curated record